AUGCAAGUACACGGACCAAAGCAUUUAAAAAACAUUGAGAAUCAAGUUUUAGAGAGAUUGAAAAACGUAAGGAAAAUUACCGGAAAGAAAAUGAUUCUCGCCAACAAGCAAAAAUACUUUGACGAAGUUCUAGAGAUAUAUCGUACUGCACUUACAGAAUUGAUUAGAAGUUCAACCACUUACUCAACAAUAUUAUCAGACAUCAAAGAUUCUUAUGAAGGUUCAUUGCAAAUCAGAGAUGAACGAAUUAAACAAUUUAUCAUUCAUGAUUUAUAUGCCAUGCCGGGCACAAAAGAUAAACUUGCUACAUGUAACGAGAUCUAUGUAUUAGAUGGAGGAUUUUCUUCGCAAUUGUCUCGUCACGUUGGAUCUAAAAUAGACGGUGAUCCUCUAUGGACUGCGAGGUUCUUGCAGACACAUCCAGAAGAAAUUGUUAAAACUCACCUAGAUUUCCUUAGAGCUGGUUCAGACAUUAUAUCUACCAACACUUACCAGGCGUCAAUUAGUGCUUUCGUUAAACACCUCGGAGUGUCUGUCGAAGAGGGAUUCAAUUUAAUAAAGCGCGCUGUACAUUUGGCUCAGCGAGCGAGAGAUACCUAUACAGAAGAGUGUAAGUCUUAUCAUUCAAAACUUCGUAAGAUAUUAAUUGCGGGAUCUGUAGGGCCGUACGGAGCCACUUUAAACGAUGGAUCAGAAUACAGUGGAAACUAUAUAGACGAAAUUCCUGAAAAAGAGAUCAAAGACUGGCACAAGCCAAGAUUAGAUGCAUUAGUUGAGGCUGGGGUGGAUAUAAUUGCUUUCGAGACGAUUCCUUGUGACAAGGAAGCUUUAAUUUUAAUAGACAUGUUAAAAGACUACCCUCUAGUAAAGGCGUGGGUUUCUUUCAGCUGUAAAGAUGAUAAGAGUCUAUCCCAUGGUGAAAAUUUUUCUGAGGUAGCAAUGAAAUGCUGGGUAAGAAAUCCUGAUCAAGUUCUUGCAGUAGGUGUGAAUUGCUGUUCUCCAAAAAUUGUCACUAAGUUGACAGCGGGGCUUGAAAGUCAGUUACCAAUAGUCAUUUAUCCUAAUUCAGGGGAAAAGUUUGUUCCUGAAUCGGGUUGGAAGGAUGACCAGUGCCAACCAUUGCAUAUGUUUGUAAAAGAUUGGCUUCAGCUAAACAGAGUAUUUGGAGUUACUGCAAAUAAAGAUCAGCAUGAUUUGGAAAGAAAACACUUAAUUAAAGAAAAUAAUGCCUUGAAAGAGAGCAAUCUCAACUUAAAUUUUGAAGUCAUUAAGUUGAAGAAAGAAAUGGGAAUGUUGAAAGAUGAGAGUUUCUCCGACUAUCUGUCGUUGAUGAGAGAACGAGACGCACGUUAUACUCUUUACUUUGAGAAUGUUUCCCUACACCUCAAACUAAAAGAGCUGACUGGCACCAACUGUCCAUCUGAGGAGGCCCAAUCGGACCCAGUCAUCUUGAGGAUCGCCCUGGACAGAUGUCGCGAUCAGCUCACUUCGACUCAAACCGAGCUUAAGAGGAUGAGAGAAGAGUACGCCGAGACAGUGCCUCGACGCGAUCACGACUGGCUCGAAGCCAAAUACUUUGACCUGGAGAAGCAGCUGCGAGCCGUCCACGCUGAAUACGACGAAUUGCAGAAUAACCAUAAGAGAAUCACAGCGCUUAAGAAAAGCAUCGAAGAAGAAUUAAUAGAAUGUAGAGAUCGCUGCAGAGAGCUGGAGAGAGCCGGUACUCCUCGACCCCAUUGGGAGAUCUGCGCUGACUUCAUAGGAGGCGGGAGGGAAAGAUGGUGGCAGCUGGCAAACGAUUUAUCGUCACGCAAUAAGCUACGCGCUCUUCUGAAAGAAUUCGGUCCCGCCGCUGAGAGUGAACAUUUGGAGUACUUCGAUGGUCUGGGCACAGAUCCAGCCAUUCCGCCCUAUCUUCGCUACGAAGGCAAGGUGCGGAAUCUACGCAUCUCCAGGCGCGAAGUAAGCGUGGUGAUCAACGACGUGUGGCUGGGAAAAUCGCGACACGGGCAAGCCAUGACAAUGCAGGACUAUCUGACGAAGUACUUCGAAGACCGAUACCAACAGUCGUCAGUGCGUGCGGAAUGGGCGUACAACGUGUGCGCGGGCGCGGAGCAAAUGCUUGACGAACCACAAGUCAAGUUGUUCUGGGGUGUGCUGCACGGACACCUUGGCGAGGACAUCUACUGGGGGCUGCGGGCUCAAUGGAUGUUGCUCAAGGACCAGCUCCAUAAGCAUAGCAAGGACGGGGAGACAAUUACGCUAGAUGAAUUUGAAAGAGUAGCCCGAGCGAGCUUCUCGUUAAAAAGUGAAGUUGAUAUCAAGAACAUGGUAGAUGUCGUCAAGAAGCAGCUUAAAAUGAAGAUCAAUUCCAACGAAAUAAACUUGGACAAGCUCUUGCGAGAAAAUGAAGAGGGAUUCGACCGAGUUGAACUGGCUCGUGAGUUGUUUCGACAGCGGCAACUGGCGCAGGACAAGUACAUUCGCGAGGUGGUCGCCGAGUUAGGAGGCCAUCAUGGUAGCCGGGCUGUCAGCGUCGAUAACCUGAAGCGAGCGUUUGCCCUCGUGGAUCCAGCUAUCAAUCACAUCCGCAUGGAGAGAUAUAUUCGCUGGGCGUUUUCUAACCAAACGUCGGAAUUGAGCGCCAUCUCUCCGUUGCCCUUGCGCACCAUCGUUGCUAGAUUAGCUGCCGGAGAUAUUGAAAGAGUUGGUCCGCGAUCGAAGGCGCCUCGUCGACAUUAUAAAUGA
Molecule: messenger RNA, 2748 nt
Organism: Leptosia nina
Lineage: Eukaryota; Metazoa; Arthropoda; Insecta; Lepidoptera; Pieridae
Source: the annotation of a GenBank genome assembly